AUGGCUGAAAUCAAGUCAACAAUGGCAAUAGAGGUUGAGAAAACGGAUAAGACUUAUACUGUGUUGCACGGUAAGGCUGAUGUUGUUGCAAAUGCAAUUCCGAACAUUAAGGAGUCUAUUUUGAAAGUUGAUCUUUCGUCUCAGCCAAUCGUGCCACAGGAGUCAAUAUUUCAGUUGAUUACGAAGAUUGAGAGAAAUAUCAAAACUAAGCUCGCAACCAUCCUUGAGUUGGUGCUUCACUUACCAACAAAUGCUCUUCACGCAGUGCAAGUGUCGCAAGCGGGAGACAAAGCAUAUGCUGUUGUUGGGUCUUCGAAAGAUUAA
This is a messenger RNA of Lactuca saligna, 324 nucleotides long. The record is from the annotation of a GenBank genome assembly. Lineage: Eukaryota; Viridiplantae; Streptophyta; Magnoliopsida; Asterales; Asteraceae.